CUGUUGUCUGCCCAGGCACUGACUGACCUCCUGCAGGACCUCAGCCACUCUCACAAUGCCACCCAAAAAGGCCAAGAAGAAGGAGUCGGCCAGCUCCAACGUCUUCACCAUGUUCGAGCAGUCCCAGAUUCAGGAGUUCAAGGAGGCGUUCACCAUCAUGGACCAAAACAGAGACGGCUUCAUCGACAAGAAUGACCUCAGAGACACGUUCGCUGCUGUGGGUCGUCUGAAUGUAGGAAACGACGAGCUGGAUGACAUGCUGAAAGAGGCCCCCGGUGCCAUCAACUUCACAGUGUUCCUCAGCAUGUUUGGUGAGAAACUUAAAGGUACUGACCCUGAGGAGACUAUUCUUAACGCCUUCAAGAUGUUUGACCCAGAGGGAACAGGUGUUCUGAAAGGAGAUGAGAUCAAAUAUUAUCUGAUGUCUCAAGCAGACAAAUUUUCUGAAGCUGAGAUCAACCAGAUGUUCACCAUGUUCCCUCUGGACGUCUCUGGAAACCUUGACUACAAGAACCUCUGCUAUGUUAUCACACAUGGUGAGGAAAAGGAGCAGGAUUAGGGAGCCAGGGAUAAAGCCUUAACUUGUAAAUAGUCACCUUCAUCAGUGUCAACACCUUCAUCAACACAUGGCGAUUUUUGGGUCACUGAACAUGAGCUCUUAGCUUGUGGAGCUCAGUACUGUUUAACAAUAAAAUAAUAAAAGUGUUUUAGGAAAGUAAA
Molecule: messenger RNA, 720 nt
Organism: Pygocentrus nattereri (red-bellied piranha)
Lineage: Eukaryota; Metazoa; Chordata; Actinopteri; Characiformes; Serrasalmidae
Product: myosin regulatory light chain 2B, cardiac muscle isoform-like
Exons: 7
Coding region: 56-559 (167 amino acids)
Cellular component (GO): mitochondrion; cytoplasm
Molecular function (GO): calcium ion binding
Source: RefSeq, a predicted model, not a curated record